AUGGGCCACUUAUUCUCUGCCGGUUCCGCCGUCAGAAGGAGAGCACUCGCCAUCCUGGGCGUCACGCUGGUGGCGGCCUGCGCACACGGCCUCUUCCCCUUCCUCCGGAGAGGCCAGGACCUCCUAUGGGGACGCAGCGGAGACCCUCCUGUCGUCAGCGUCGUGGAGGAGACCAGACGCAUGGUGGACCGUGCCAUCUACCACACCGUGAAGAGAGACCUCAGCCAAAGAGGGGUCCCGUCUCCGUCACAGCUUCUGUCUUUCUCCAAACGCCCUGAGCCGACCAGCCGAGCCAUAUCCCGUGCGGCCGAGAUCAUGGAAGCUUCCGUGCAGGCCCUGAAGACGAGAGUCUCCGGGAAGCUCCGGGGAUCCUGGCCUCCCACAGAUGUCCUGCCGGAAGAUGUGCUGAACACAGUCGCGAACGUGUCCGGAUGCCUGCCCUACAUGCUGCCCCCCGAGUGCCCGGACACCUGCCUGGCCCACAAGUACCGGCUCGUCACCGGCGCCUGUAACAACAGAGACCACCCCCGGUGGGGAGCGUCCAACACGGCGCUGGCGAGGUGGCUGCCGCCCGCCUACGAAGAUGGCAUCAGUGAGCCCCGGGGCUGGAACCCCCACCUCCUGUAUGGUGGCUUCCCGCUGCCCCCGGUCCGGGAGGUGACAAGACAAGUCAUUCAGGUCCCCAACGAGGCUGUCACUGAGGACGAGCAGUAUUCUGACCUCCUGGCGGCGUGGGGACAAUACAUCGACCACGACAUUGCGUUCACCCCCCAGAGCACCAGCAAAGCUGCUUUUGGGGGAGGAGCUGACUGCCAGCUGACGUGUGAAAACCAAAACCCAUGUUUUCCCAUACAGCUGCCCAGCAACGCCUCGGGGAGCGCUGGCGGCUCCUGUUUGCCGUUCUACCGAUCCUCUGCUGCCUGUGGCACCGGGAUGCAAGGCGCCUUCUUCGGGAACCUGAGCUCGGCCAACCCGCGACAGCAGAUGAACGGGCUGACGUCUUUCCUGGACGCGUCCACGGUGUACGGCAGCUCCCCGGCCUUGGAGAAACAGCUGCGCAACUGGACAAGCCCCGAGGGGCUGCUCCGGGUCAACACGCGCCACCGGGAUGCCGGCCGCGCCUACCUGCCCUUCGCACGGCCCACUGCCUGCGCGCCUGAGCCCGGCCCCCACGGGACGGUCACCGCGCCCUGCUUCCUGGCGGGGGACAGCCGAGCCAGCGAGGUGCCCGCUCUGACGGCCCUGCACACGCUGUGGCUGCGCGAGCACAACAGGCUGGCCUCGGCGCUCAAGGCUCUGAACGCGCACUGGAGCGCCCACACGGCCUACCAGGAGGCGCGCAAGGUGGUGGGCGCCCUGCACCAGAUCAUCACCAUGCGGGAUUAUGUCCCCAAAGUCCUGGGCCCCGAGGCCUUCCUGAAGUACGUGGGCCCUUAUGAGGGCUACGACCCUGCCGUGGACCCCACCGUGUCCAAUGUGUUUUCCACGGCUGCCUUCCGCUUUGGCCACGCCACCGUGCACCCCCUGGUGAGGCGGCUGGACGCCCACUUCCAGGAGCCCCCGGGCCUCCCCCCGCUGCGGCUGCAGGACGCCUUCUUCAGUCCCUGGAGGCUCCUCAAGGAAGGGGGUUUGGACCCCCUGGUGAGGGGCCUCCUGGCGAGACCAGCCAAGCGGCAGGUGCCGGAGCCGCUGAUGAACGAGGAGCUGACGGAGAGGCUGUUCGUGCUGGGCAGCUCGGGCGGGCUGGACCUGGCGUCCAUCAACCUGCAGCGGGGCCGGGACCACGGCCUGCCAGGCUACAAUGCGUGGAGGGAGUUCUGCGGCCUGCCCAGACCGCAGACGCGGGCCGACCUGCGCACCGCCCUGGCCAACGCCAGCAUCGCGGGCCGGAUAAUGGACCUGUACGGGCACCCCGACAACAUCGACGUCUGGCUGGGCGGCCUGGCCGAGACCUUCCUGCCCCAGGCGCGCACGGGUCCGCUGUUCGCGUGCCUCAUCGGGAGACAGAUGAAGGCCCUGAGGGACGGAGACCGGUUCUGGUGGGAGAGCAGCGGGGUGUUCACCGAGGCCCAGCGGCGCGAGCUGGCGAGACAUUCCCUGUCCCGGGUCAUCUGUGACAACACGGGCCUCCCCAGCGUGCCUGCUGAUGCCUUCCUAACCGGGAGAUUCCCGCGGGACUUUGAGGCGUGCGAGAACAUUCCGGGUCUGGACCUGGACGUGUGGAGGGAGCCCCCGCCUCAAGGUGACGCAUGUGGCCUUCCCGACGGCGUGGACAACGGGGACGUCACGCUCUGUGGAGAGACUGGACGGCGCGUGCUCGUGUUCUCCUGCCGGCACGGGUUCCAGCUGCAGGGCCGGGAGCAGGUGGCCUGUGCUCCCCGCGGCCUGCUCCGGCCACCCGUGUGCCGAGAUGUCAAUGAAUGUGAAGACGUGACAGCCCCUCCCUGCCACCCAUCGGCCCGGUGCAGGAACACCAAGGGCGGCUUCAGCUGUGAGUGCACAGACCCCUACGUGCUGGCGGAGGACGGGACGACGUGCGUAGACUCUGGGAGGCUCCCGAAGGCGUCCUGGGUCUCCAUCGCCUUGGGCGCCCUGCUGGUUGGCGGCCUGGCAGGUCUCACCUGGACGGUGGUUUGCAGGUGGGCACACGCCGGCCGGAAAGCCUCGCUGGGCAUCGCAGACUCGGGUGGAAGAGGAGCCUGCCAGCGGGGUCUCCGCACGUGCCAGGACACGAACGGGUCACAAUCUGCGGCCGCCACUCGGGGCGCAGGGCAGACCAGGAGGCCAUCACGGGGACCCUGGUCCCCUGACCCCGCGUGGCUGCCCACGCCGGCCCGGUCCUCUGUGCAUGCGCUCGCUGUGCGGUCCCGGCGCGUCAAGCUGCGUUCUUCCGGGAGGAUGACGUGUGACAAGUGUAACCUGCUUCGUUCAGAAAGUGCAGACGCACUAGAACGACUACCUCUAAGCCACGGACGCUCCAUGCCUGUGUCCCCUCCCCGCUACAUCCCCUCCUGGAGGUGUCCCCUCCUGGCAGUGUCCCCUACCGGCAGUCCUCCUUGCGGGCAGCAGUGGGAGGAGGUUGGCUCUUCAGAUCUGUGUCGCCCUGAGGGGACUGCCAGGCCCCGCUCCGGACACCUGGCACACCCCCAGUGUUGCUUCGCGCAGGAGCUGGGGCCCAGAUCUUACAGCCGUCAGUACGACAGUCUCAGCGAUUCAGCUGCUACCAGAGGCCCCCUGGGGAAAGCCCACUGGUCCCCUCACCACGAGGAGCCCACGUCCCCCUCGGAGUCCGCAAACAUCGUGGAGCGCGUGCUCCCGGGCCUCGGACAUGAGGAGCUGGUCUUUCGUGUCGUGGUGCCCGUGUGCUUAGUGUCGCCUCAUAAGCUCCUGAUGAACAACCAGGGAGCCAGAAGGGACAGUCCCGGAUCCAGAGCAGCUGAGUCCGGGUACGAGCUGGGAACUGCUCUGCGUCCGGAGGAGGGCUGGCAACGCCGUCCCCGUGGCUCUUUGCCCAUCCACCUGCCCGUCCACCUGGAACCAACCGCCCCAGCAUCUCCACCAAAGCUGGACUCCCGAUGCAGCAGGUCCUGGCAGCCAGGACAGCCCAGCCUCCACCGGAAGCCAGCGCAGGUGCCCAGUCAGAAGCUGGGGAGCCGGUCACGUGGACACCGCUGCGUGUGCUGGGGACCCGCGGGGGACGCCGCCGCCUCCCUGGGCAAACCAGGCGGGGAUGGAGACUCACUGCACGCGGACCCUGACCUGACCUCCAAGCGCCCCGACCCCCAUGCACCCCAACAUCCACACUCCCUGACCUCCAGGUCCCCUGACCUCCGGGCACCCCGACCUCCGCACGCCCGCUGCACCUGGAACCUCCGGGGCAAGCCGCGCGGGAGGCUCCGCGGUCUCCGCCGCUGCCCAGAGCUCGAGCUCCUGCUGCACGUGAGUCUCUACGCCGCGCAGCAAGUUCGCGCCAAAAGGAACUCCCGCGCCCUCCGCGGGGCCCGGGUCAGGCGACCUGGGGACCAGCGCACGCCAGGCUCUGCGCGGAGGGACCCUCGGCCUCUGGGGGACGGGGCUGGGAUCGUGGGGCGGGGUGGGGACAGGGAUGGGGAGGCCAGCCUCCCCCCAACCGGCCAACCCUCCCCACCGGCCAACCCAACUGCCCACAAGUACAGAGCUCCACGGUCCCUGUCACAACCUGACUCGGAGGCGGCGGGGAGGGUGGAGGACGAGUGGUGCCGGACAGAGGGGCUCCCGAAGCGGGAGGGCUCACUGCCGGCCCGGACCAGCCAGAGAAGGGCCCCGCGGCUCCUGGACCGCACCCAGGGUGGACAUUCGCUCAAGAACCGGGUUCCCACCCCUUUCCCGGCCCGUGGAGCUUCCAGAGGGAGGAAUAACAUCGGCAGCGACAGGCUGACGGGCAGCAGGGACCGGACCGAGAACGGCCAGGACGGUCUUCAAGAGGACACGGCCGACGGGCCCCACUCCCAGACACGAACCACGACCAUGUGGUCUCGGUGCAGGAAACCAGGUGAAGCAGCCCCUCAGGGACUGCACGUGUCCAGCCCCGACUGA
This is a messenger RNA of Enhydra lutris kenyoni (northern sea otter), 4575 nucleotides long. Its product is annotated as thyroid peroxidase. The transcript has 23 exons. The record is from RefSeq and is a predicted model, not a curated record. Gene Ontology annotation, molecular function: iodide peroxidase activity; calcium ion binding; heme binding. The coding region runs from base 1 to 4575 and encodes 1524 amino acids. Gene Ontology annotation, cellular component: membrane. Gene Ontology annotation, biological process: response to oxidative stress; thyroid hormone generation. Lineage: Eukaryota; Metazoa; Chordata; Mammalia; Carnivora; Mustelidae.